Messenger RNA from Trichoderma citrinoviride, 906 nucleotides. RefSeq names its product phenazine biosynthesis PhzC/PhzF protein. Gene Ontology annotation, cellular component: cytoplasm. Gene Ontology annotation, molecular function: isomerase activity. The transcript is spliced from 2 exons. The coding region runs from base 1 to 906 and encodes 301 amino acids. Gene Ontology annotation, biological process: biosynthetic process. Lineage: Eukaryota; Fungi; Ascomycota; Sordariomycetes; Hypocreales; Hypocreaceae. The record is from RefSeq and is a predicted model, not a curated record.
AUGGAACUCCCCUUCAUCACCCUCGACGUCUUCACCCGCACCCGCUUCCGCGGCAACCCCCUCGCCGUCGUCACCAUCCCCCACGACAUCAAGAACAAGCCCACCCAGCAGCAGAAGCAGGCCAUCGCCCGCGAGUUCAACCUCUCCGAGACCGUCUUCAUCCACGGCGUCGCCGACCCGGCCGCCGACCCCUCCCGCCGCAUCGACAUCUUCCUCACCUCGGCCGAGAUCCCCUUCGCCGGCCACCCCACCAUCGGCGCCGCCGUCUCCCUGCUCCGCCCCGACCCCGCGGAGCCCUCCGCGCACCACCACCACCCCGUCACCGAGCUCGUCACAAAGGCCGGCCGCAUCGCCACCCUCACCGCCCACGCAGGCAUCUUCGCCGCCGACCUCCAGCCCAACCCGGACGUCCGCCGCCUCGAGCUCGACGCCCCCGUCUUCAGCCUCGUCAAGGGCGUCAGCUUCGCCCUCGUCGAGCUGCCCUCGCUCGAGCUGCUCGCCCAGGUCGCCGUCGGCCCCGUCGAGUUCAAGCCCCACGGCUUCCUCGACGACGGCUGGCAGGAGGGCUUCAUCGGCCGCUUCUACUACGUCCGCACCGGCGACUCGACAGCCGACGACGAUGACGACGGCGUCCCCGUCGUCGGCCUGCGCACCCGCAUGAUUGCCGAGGGCUUCGAGGAUCCCGCCACCGGUGCCGCCUCCAGCUGCCUGGCCGCCUACCUCAGCAUCCACGGCCGCGACAAGCAGACGACGCCCACGCGCCGCUACGACUUCACCCAGGGCGUCGAGAUGGGCAAGGAGAGCUCCGUCCGCGUCGACGUCAGCCUCAAGGACGGCGCCCUCGACACCGUUCUACUGGCCGGGCCGGCAGUCCAGGUCAUGCGUGGAACCAUUACCGUUGAAUAG